Molecule: messenger RNA, 5615 nt
Organism: Lepus europaeus (European hare)
Lineage: Eukaryota; Metazoa; Chordata; Mammalia; Lagomorpha; Leporidae
Gene: COLEC10
Product: collectin subfamily member 10
Exons: 6
Coding region: 133-966 (277 amino acids)
Source: RefSeq, a predicted model, not a curated record
UCUCACUCUUGUAGCCCUUUUUGAAUGGGUACUCCACAUACUGCCCUUUCUUCCCCAAAGCUGAAGGUUUUAUUUAAAAUAAAGCUGUUUAUUUAGCAUUUCUAGAAGACCCUUUUUUGAGGAUCCACAGCAAUGAAUGGCUUUGGAGCUGUGCUUCUAAGAAACCAGUGUAUUCUCCUGGUGCUAUUUCUCUUGCAAAUUCAGAUUCUGGGUCUAGACAUCGAUAGUCGCCCUACUGCAGAAGUCUGUGCCACGCACACAAUUUCACCAGGACCAAAAGGAGAUGAUGGUGAAAAAGGAGAUCCUGGAGAAGAGGGAAAGUAUGGCAAAAUGGGGCGCAGGGGGCCCAAAGGAAUUAAAGGUGAACUGGGUGAUAUAGGAGCCCAGGGUAAUAUCGGCAAGACUGGGCCGAUUGGCAAGAAGGGUGAGAAAGGGGAAAAAGGGUUGCUUGGGAUUCCCGGAGGAAAAGGCAAGGCAGGUACUGUGUGUGACUGUGGAAGAUACCGGAAAGUUGUUGGACAACUGGACAUUAGUGUUGCUCGGCUCAAGACGUCUAUGAAGUUCGUCAAGAAUGUCAUAGCAGGGAUUAGAGAAACUGAAGAGAAAUUCUAUUACAUCGUGCAGGAGGAGAAGAACUACAGAGAGUCAGUGACUCACUGCAGGAUCCGGGGAGGAAUGCUAGCGAUGCCCAAAGAUGAAGCUGCCAACACACUUAUUGCUGACUACGUCGCCAAGAGUGGCUUCUUCCGGGUGUUCAUUGGGGUGAAUGAUCUUGAAAGGGAGGGGCAGUACGUGUUCACAGACAAUACUCCACUGCAGAACUACAGCAACUGGAAGGAGGGGGAGCCCAGUGACCCCUAUGGUCAUGAGGACUGUGUGGAAAUGUUGAGCUCAGGCAGGUGGAAUGACACAGAGUGCCACCUCACCAUGUACUUUGUCUGUGAGUUUGUCAAGAAGAAAAAGUGACUUCCACUAUGCCACACAUUUGUUACUUCCCUGUGACUAUCACUACAGUUAUUUUCACCCAUGUUUAUCUUCCUAACUACACUAAAGUCAUUCUGACUCAAAACAAAAGGAAAUGCUAAACUGAGUUUUGGAAUCUGCAUCACUAUUCUUCUGUGACAGUUUUGAUGUUUUCAUGUAUGGCUUCUCAUUGACACAACAGUUCACCAGGAUACAGGGGACCCAAGAGCAUAUGAAUUACUAGUCAUGUAGGAAGUGUUUGUCUACAACUCAAAUGAUGUAUUCUCUUGGCAUUGGCUCUGCCAUCUCUCCCUGGGGCCCUAUCCUCUGUGGAUAAUUGCACAGUUGGCUGAUGAUGAUUAGUCUAAUUCGCCUUUACUGAAAGCCAAACAUAUAGGAAGGCCUUCUCUAAUGUCAAAAUAUCACCUAUCUUUGAACCCCACAUCCCUAAUUCUUUGGGCAGUCAUGCACCAUGGCCAAGUCAUCCUUGAAAGUUCCCGUUAUUUAUAGAGACACAGAAACACCCUGAAUCUCUAUGUGAGGAUCUUCCAGCUUAGUGACCUAUUCCAGACAAUGUGGAAGCCUAGACACUCAUUUUGUACUUCUGAUCUAUAACAUUUAAAGUACACUAAGCAAGUACUUCUGACACCCUUCUGUAGGUGUACACUAUUGUCUCAGGCCCUAAGAUAUUGAUCAUCCAAUUAACAGAAAAUGAGACCCCAGAAAUCUAAAAGAAAAGAUAGGGUUAUUCUCCAAAAAAAAAUGUUUUAUAGUACUGUUAAAUCGCCCCUAGCUAUUAACAUGACCUCAUUUUUCUUUGUCAUAGACUUAUCCAUAUCAGCUUUUAAGCUAAUACCCUUAAGCAUGGAGUAUCGGGGAAGGGGUUUGUAAUUCCUUCAGAAAACUCUAGAAACUUUAAAGUGUCUCAGACAUCCAGCCUCAAAGUGUAAUACACCCUUGCCUCUAAUAUAUCACCCAUAUUAACAUUUCAUGGGAAGCCUUUCAGUCUCCAGAAAUCCAUAUUUUAAAAACUCAGAACUAGAGAUGUCAUUUCUAAUACUCAGACAUCUCAGGAAUGUGCCAAGUGUGUAUUCAGAACAUGCCUAAAACUCUCAUAUUUACUAAUCUGAUAACAUUACCCCUUGAACUAUAGAUCAAACCUCAAAGUGCUUUCACUUGGAAUUUAAAAAUAAACAGUUCAACAAAACUGAUGCUUCAGUUAUGGUUUGUGACAUAUGAUUAGAUAGUUUAAAAUGCUGGCAAAAUUGUUAAUGAAAUAACAGAAACAGAUCAACAACAUAUGUUCACCUUAAACCAUCUGUCCAUGAUUUCACUCAUGACUAGCUGAUUAUGAGAUGGGAUUUAACUGGGUUAUUUCUGUGGGGCCACAGAAUAAGAAGGGCCACAAACUCAGAUCCUACAGGAACCAGUCCAAUGACACAAAUGAAUGAGGUGGAAAUGUGUGGCGCACUGAUCACAGCUUGCCCUUCUAAAGCAGUUCACUGCUCCCCAGUCACUGCUAUAGUUGUCAUAGAGGAGCUAAGUGUUGCUACAUAUCUUGAUACUUCAACAGAAGUCAGAAUGCUGGAACUUCAUUAUGUCUUCAUAUUUUUAAAGGUUGGCAACUAAUCAAUGUUUAGCCAAGAUUUUAAGUCAUACAGAAUCUGCUAGCCAAAAUUGUGAUCUUUCCAUUUCUCACUUCUGGGGAAAAGUUCUGAAGGUUCUACCUAACUGUAAAGAACAUAAUUAGAAUAUGAUGACAUCAAAGUCAAAGUCUUCCAUAAAUGCUUAUUCAAUUCAGCUCAAUACAGGAAUCUGUUAAAUUGUGUGACAUUUAUCAGGUUUUAAAACUAAUUCUGUAGUUUCUUUGGAAAUACAGCAGAGGAUAUUGUGACGGCAAGGCAGUUUUAAUACAAAUUACACAGUAGUCUACCAUGUGAGGACAAUAUCCUCUGGUAUAAGAUCAUCCAAGAUCACAAGGAAUGAGAACACAUAAGGAACACUUGGAGGUUUUUUUAAAGGGAGACAAUAAGAGAGAAGGAUGACGACAACAGAGAAUAUUGCCUAGAGGAAACGCCCAUUGGGACCCAUGAUUUUUUUCAAAGCCCCCCAAUUUGUGCAUCCUUAUUGUUUGCAUUACAAAUGUUAUUAUUGGCCGGCGCUGCGGCUCACUUGCCUAAUCCUCCGCCUGCGGCGCCGGGCACCCUGGGUUCUAGUCCCGGUUGGGGCGCCGGAUUCUGUCCCGGUUGCCCCUCUUCCAGUCAAGCUCUCUGCUGUGGCCCAGGAGUGCAGUGGAGGAUGGCCCUGCACCCGCAUGGGAGACUAGGAGAAGCACCUGGCUCCUGGCUUCGGAUCAGUGCAGUGCACCGGCCGCAGAGCGCCAGCCACAGCGACCAUUUGGGGGUGAACCAACAGAAAAGGAAGACCUUUCUCUCUCUCUCUCUCUCUCUCUCUCUCUCUCUCUCACUGUCCACUCUUAAAAAAAGUUAUUAUUUUAUUAUGAAUAUUAUAAUAACAACAAUUCUCUCAACAACUCAUCUUUUCUGCCAGUGCUCCCAAGAGAAGAUGAAUUUUUAAGAAUAGUUAUCUGCAAACGUGCCUCGAAGAGAUUUUGAAAGCACCAACCAAUUAGAAUUGCAGUUGCAGUGAAAACAACAUUUGUGAAGUACUUUGUGAUUUAUAAAAUGCCUUUGUGUAGUUCUCAUUUUAGCCUUACAAACUGAGAAGUUAGACGGCAUUUUUUACUGCCAUUUGCCCAAAAAGGCUACUAAGGCCCAAACAAUCUAAGUAAUUUACCAAAAUCGACUUGUUUGCCAGUUGAGUGUUCUCUCCAGCACCUGUCCAUUGCUCUUAUAUUGAAUUGAAAUGCACACAAUGCCCUUGUGAAUAGCAAGGGCUUACAUUCUCUCUCUCUCAAUUCUAAGCAAAAAAUGAGGGUUAAAUAUAAUAAAGAUAGUGGGGAUUCUGAAACUUACUUUAGAAAGUCUGUGUGUUCACUGGUUUAUUUUUUCAGUCACAAAUCUACAUAAUGACAUAAGUGUCAUGAAAGUGAUUUAGAUCAACCUCAGUACAAUAUGCAUAUAAUUGAAAUCAAUCAGAUAUAUAAAAAUCAAGACUUACUCAAAAGAGAACUGAGUGGAUGUCCCACUGGAGAAAUUCAUUAAAUAAUUGACAUUUAAACCAUUUUCAUUCUCAAAAUGUUAAAUUUAAGCUAAAUUUUUCAGGGGUAUGUUCCUUACAAGAAAGAACUAUAGAUGUUCCAAGGGAAGAAAAUGAAAAACUUGUUCACAAUUUCACAACACUGCCUUUUCAAACUAUUCUUUUCAACACAUUCUUUAACAAGGCAAGAAGAAAUACUUUAUGUCUACAGUCAUUGUCCAAACACAGUAGAAAAGUGUAUGUACAUGGUGGGUGGAGAAAAGUAUAAUUGUGUUUAUUGAACUUUGUACAGCUCACACAUAAAAACUGCUGGAAUUUUAAAAAAUCUAUUUUGUUCUUCUUAUAUCUAUGUUGCCUGAUAUGGGUUGUUGUGAUUGUCAUUAACCAACAAAUUUUCAGCUCUCUGGAUUACAUGCUUUGAGGCAUGAGAUAUCUGUAGAAUAGGAAAAGUAAGUAAAUUAAUCAGCAUCACUCAGAGCAUCAUCAACAGACUGGAGUUUUGCAGGUGUUAUUGCUGAUAAGAAAAUGACAGUGUGAUUCCACAUAGAGUAACACCAUUUGCCAGCACUGCUUAGGAAUUCAAAAUCCAUUCCUAGUGUCCUGACUGCCUGAUUGCCAGUGUCACUGAACCAUUGACUUGUGCCACACAGAGGAAUAUUUUAAGUGCUCUAAGCCUUUUUUCCUUAAUCUCUAGACAUCAGUUCCACAAGAGAGUUGUAACAAUUAAAGGAAGUAAUUUAAUGAGGUAUUGAGCACAAUGCCAGCUGAACAUGUUAUAUGGUUGCAAUAAAAGCUAGCCAUUACUACUUGAUACGUGACUUCAAGCUGCAUGUCAAAAAGAAACAAACAUUUUAAGAGAUAUCAAAAAUUACCCAAGUGAAUAUAUAUCACAUGUAUACUACAUACACAUCAGACAUUUAAUAUAUAUACAGCACGACUAUGCAUAUACUAAUUUUUGUGUGUUUAUAUUCUUAUUUAUGGACACAUUUUUUAUCUUCAGGGAAGUGAAUACAUUUGCCAGAAUUCACACUGCUUGUUAGAAUCAGUGCUGAACUUCACAACUGAAUAUGCUAGACUCUAAAAACCAUGUAUACUUUUUCUAGGAUGCAGUCCCCCUGAACCAGGCUUAUGACAUAAAAAUUAACUUUAUAAACUUAGAAGUGAAAUUGCUAACUUGCAUUACAUUGAAGUUGUAUGGCUACCAUGAUAUUGCUAGGUCUUUCAAAAUAUGAUGGGGUAGGGGAAUCUGCCAUGUUCUUUCAAAUAGGAAUUGAAGGAAGGAAACCACGUGUCUUAGAUAAUGUAUGUAAGUAUCUUUUUAUGAAUAUAGAACUUUAUUUUUCUCUCCCCUUAGCAAAUCAUCAUGCUGUCUAUAUUUGAAUUAUUUUAGUACUUUGAUAAGCCUAUUUGAAAGGCUUUUGCUUAUACUAUGAUACUUUGUAAAGUGUGUGAAAAAAAUGGAAUUAAAUGAUAAGUUUAAGUUAGUGAAAAAA